CGUGUUCUGAGACGGUUGACGGAGAAGUGUGCACCUAUUUUGUGAUAUCCAGUGUCUGUUUGUGCAAGUGUUUGACCAGGUUCUAGAGGCCGCACGCGUUUGGGGUGUUGUGUUCGGUUCAGCACGACGGUUGCAUCCGGUCAGUGUUCGCCGUGUGCCCGCCCCUCGCCCGGUGGGUACCUGAAUGCUGAAGAUGUCCUCCAUAUCCGCCCAGGGAGUGGUUGAGCGUGCCUCGGCCGAACUAUCGAAACGCAUCAACGGCCUUGGGCUGCGGUCGAAGCAUCAUCACGGGAGCGGCGGUGGCAGCGGCGCUGGCAGUGGCAAGUCGAGCGAGAAGGCCAGCGUGAUGGAGCGUGUCACGAAUGUCCUGUGCGGUGGUAGUAGCAGCAACAACAACAGCACCACCACCAGCAAUAGUGGCGGAACGGGCGCUAAUCUCAACAUACAGACCGCCGGCCAGGCACAGUCCGGUGGUGGUCAUGCGCCCGAAAAACCGUCCCGCGUUUCCAAUCCUUCCGGUGGGACCGUCGGUGGCGGUGGUGGUGGUGCUGGUGGAGGAGGUGGUAAGGGAGGAUCGUCCUCGGGCAUGCUGGGCAGCGGGGCGAACAAAUCCCAGUCCAACACACCUCAGUCGAUGCGAAAGAUCGGUCAGCAUCAGCACCAUCAGCAGCAGCAGCAGCAACAUCAACACGGGGCUGGUGGGCUGAACCACCAUCAUCAUGGGGGCAAACUUGGCCUGGCGCACGGCCAGGCACAGCUAGCCCUGCCACAGAUCCUGACGAUCGAGCAGCUGCUGCAGGAUGAACGGUUCUUGGGCCGGUUUUUCCUCUACUUCACGUCGUACGAACGCUGCACGCUGGCCCAGGUGUGCCAGAAGUGGCGCGAUCUGCUCUACCGCAGCCCCCGGUACUGGAGCGGCCUGGUGCCGGUGCUGCAGUGUCGGGAGCUGCGUCAGACCACCAACCAGGAUCGGGUGAAGCUGUACAACUCGCUGAUCCGGCGUAGCUUCCACGCCGUCUGCCUGAUGGGCGCGACCGACGAGGAUGCGCUCGAUCUGGUGCACUCGUUCCCGCUCGCCUCGAAGCACGUCCAUUCGCUCAGCCUGCGCUGCUCGUCGAUCAGCGAUCGUGGCCUGGAGGCCCUGCUCGAUCAUCUGCAGUCACUGUUCGAGCUGGAGCUGGCAGGAUGUAAUGAGAUUACCGAGGCCGGCCUGUGGGCCUGCCUGACCCCACGGAUAGUGUCGCUGUCGCUGGCGGACUGUAUCAACGUGGCCGACGAGGCAGUCGGGGCCGUAGCACAACUGUUGCCUUCACUUUAUGAAUUUUCGCUGCAGGCCUACCACGUGACGGACGCAGCGUUAGGUUACUUCUCGCCCAAGCAGAGCCACAGUCUGAGCAUUCUCCGGUUGCAGUCCUGCUGGGAGCUCACGAACCACGGUGUCGUCAACAUUGUGCACUCGCUGCCCCACCUCACGGUGCUGUCCCUGUCCGGGUGCAGCAAGGUGACGGACGAUGGUGUGGAGCUGAUUGCGGAGAACCUGCAGAAACUGCGCGCCCUCGAUCUGUCCUGGUGCCCGCGCAUCACGGACGCCGCCCUCGAGUACAUUGCCUGUGAUCUGAACCAGCUGGAGGAGCUGACACUCGAUCGCUGCGUUCACAUUACCGACAUCGGAGUCGGCUACAUUUCGACGAUGCUGUCACUGUCGGCCCUAUUCCUGCGCUGGUGCACCCAGAUCCGAGACUUUGGCCUGCAGCACCUGUGCUCGAUGCGCAACCUGCAGGUCCUGUCGCUGGCCGGCUGCCCGCUCCUGACCUCGUCCGGUCUUUCCAGCCUCAUCCAGCUACGACACCUGCAGGAACUGGAGCUGACCAACUGCCCGGGCGCGUCGCACGAGCUGUUCGACUAUCUGCGGGAACACCUACCGCGCUGCCUGCUGAUCGAAUAAGACCGCAUACCGCAUUCCCGUUAGACCGCACAACGCAAACACGAAGACAACGGCCUGGCCAGGGGGCACACUUCACGGCCCACGGUCUUUACCGCCCUCCAAGAAGGGCCGUCCUUUUAAUUAAGACUCCGCCAGAGCACAGGACUGCGGUCCUGUCCUAUUUCGCUGAGCCGCUUACAAACUUUUCUGACGAAUAUUACAACGCCGCACCAGCCCGAGCUGCGCUCUCUCGAUGUAGGAUUAGACGCGCCCCAUGCGAAAGGGACUUUCGUUUUCCAAACUUCUUUUCCUUCCAACGCAGGACGUAUCGCAGGUUUUUUGAUAAAUAUGUUUGCUUUUUUGACGCUUUAUACGCUAUACUCUUUGGAUUUGGAUUUGGAGAAGCUUUUGUUUUCGCCCCGACAGAGACCUUUCGAAGGACCCGAGCCAAGGGGGGUGUUUUUCUCGGUUUUCUCGAUUCCACUGUGCACACUCUGUGACUCCAACGAAAAAAACAAUCAACAUUUUUUUUGUACGAUCUUUAGCGAGUCACCGAGGAGGAGUUGGCUGCGGAGUUAGAUCUCAAAUUGUAAUUAAUUGGAUGCACCCACAAAGACAUUGGCGGGCGGGCGGGAGGAGCGCCGUUGGCCCAACGUGGAUGGCAUAAACUAUGAACUGUUAAUGGAUUGUUUUUAACCGUAAUGCUGAUAGAUGCAUAAGAUUGUUAUGGAAUAGGCGAACGCGGGAGAGCAAAAUCCACAUUGUGCAAACAAAAAUGAAACACAAUUUCAAAACGGUAGAGUAAAAAGUCAAGUACUAAAACGGCUGUGUAGAUAAGCGAAAUAGUGGGACGGGUGCGUUAAAAUGGCCGGGCUUCUCUGCAACACUACCGCGCGAGAUGCAUUAGCCGAUAAACGGAAAACCCAAUAUUGAACCUAUAUUACCAAGUGUUACUAGCGAAUAGAGGAUGCGAGUGUUUUGUGUGGGCAAACUUACGAUGAGAAAGUGGUUAAACUUUGAUGUUCGAUGGAAGAAACCGUAGUGUAAGGUGGAAGCAAAAGUUGCUGAAAUACAAAACUGAUCACGGUUGGGCAGAGCAGAGCAGAAUUGGCUGGAGCGGGCAUACCACCGAGCUGUAUGCGGAUCGCACCUUUAGCGGGCUCUGCUCUGCAGCAUUCCAACCGGAGGCCGUAGUUCGUUGAAUCAUUGGUACAAUUUGAUGCGUGAUGGGGCGGGUGGCAAUGCGACAGCCGGCUCGGGGCCCUGUUGGCCUGGUAGUAUUUGGUGUAAAUAUAUUUUUAAAAACCGGACCGAACAAGACUUAACGUUCCCUGCCGUUCCCCCAGCCCAGCCGUAGUAGGAAAAGUAGUCAAUACAAUUACAAAAUGUCGAACGUGUUGAGUGUGUCGAUGUGCGUGUGCGUGCGUGAGUGUGUGUGUGUUUGGAAAACAAGUAGAACUCUAUAUGAUAAUAUUAAAAAAGUACAUAAAAGUAACUUUACGAAGGCGGUAGCAUUAAACCUGUAGCGUAGGAAGGAACUCAAAAAUAUGACGCAAAAGCCCAGACCGGCUCACAUACCGACCGGUGGGUGUGCCCGGGCGGCGCAGAGAUGUAGUCUCCUCCUUCCUACGUAUAAGAACCUUUCGAUUCCCCUUAAAAUUAGCUCGUUCUUUUCCGAUGAUAAUAAGUUGGACACUACUAACCAGGCACGCAAGCAGCAGCCAAACAUGGCAUAACUGAGGAUAGGCCGAAUAAGAAGUAACCUAAUAAUCAGCAGCUAGUAGCUUGCGGAGGGAUGACAAAAGAUGGACAAACUUUACGAUAAUACAGCAGCAGCAGCUUUAGUAAGAAGGUUUAACGGCAGACUUCACUUCACGGUGGUAAACAGUAACACGUGUGCGAAUCGAUUGACAUCGUCCGCCCGGAAGCCCAUGUUAAACUUCUCUCAGAAAGCGAUCGCCCCGAUGCGGUAUGACUGAUGGAGCCCCGGGCAGGAUGCUGCUACUCGAGACAGAACAGGCCAGCCCUCGAUUGAAACGAUGAAGCUUAAUGAUUCCUUCCUUGCCCGCCGCCAACCGGUUCGGAGGGUCUGACUGAAGCAGGCGAGUGAAAGCCAGCGUUUCUGCGGACAACACGGGCCGGCUCUUGGUGGCAAAAGCACACAAACACUGAAUUGAUGCAAAACUAGAGGAAAUAUCCUUAUCCACUACAUAAGUGCACGCCGUAACGGUUCCACAAUCGGUUCGGUCUUACAACCGGUAGAAGCAAACAUUUUUAUUGUCCAAGCAACCAUUGGCUUAAGCGAAAACAAAAUUAAAUUACAGCACACUUUCCCAAGCUGCCCUGCUGUCCGAAGCUGGUCAGAAGCAAAAGUAUCAAAACCAUAAAGAGAAAACUUUAAUAGAGACCGAAAUGUAUAAAGCCGAAAGCUGUACGAGAGCUACAAAACUCAAUAA
Anopheles bellator is the source of this 4380-nucleotide messenger RNA. RefSeq names its product F-box/LRR-repeat protein 16. Gene Ontology annotation, molecular function: protein binding. NCBI's taxonomy places the organism in Eukaryota, Metazoa, Arthropoda, Insecta, Diptera, Culicidae. Bases 185 to 1945 code for a protein of 586 amino acids. The transcript has 5 exons. The record is from RefSeq and is a predicted model, not a curated record.